Messenger RNA from Rubroshorea leprosula, 733 nucleotides. The record is from the annotation of a GenBank genome assembly. Lineage: Eukaryota; Viridiplantae; Streptophyta; Magnoliopsida; Malvales; Dipterocarpaceae.
GAGCCAAUGUCUAAUGUGAAUAUCUUUCCUAGUAAUUCAUAUUCAAUCCAAAGAUGAUGAUGCUUGCAUCAUGGGGACGGAAAUGGCUACUGCGGGCUCAAGAAGUAUCUCUCAUUUGUAGUUUCGUUUCUGUAUUCAGUGGUUGUUUCGAUGUAGUGGUGCUUGCUCUUGAAAAACGGCCUACCGCUGAAAGUGAUGCAAGUGGAGGCGACAACGAAGGUCUGGACGACAGUGUUCUCCUGGCGGGUAAAGGGCUGGCGGAGGAGACCCGAUUUGUUAAGCAUCUUGGUCCAAGGCUUGACGAAGAGGAACCCCAACAAGCCGGUGGAGACUUUGAGGGAGGGAAUAAUUCCGGUGGUGAGGCUCAGUUUCAUCACUAUGAAACUGAAGAGUACGUACGCUCAACACGAAGCCAACCACGAACGCCCUCACCGUUAGCUGCUGACGCCAUGACAGCACCUCCUGAAUAUCGAAAACCCUCUCAAUGGACAUCAUCAUCUCUUCCUCUUUCUUGUCGUAUUUGGGAUUUGGCUCUCCAUUGAUCCCAGUCUCCAACCCGUCUUCCCUUUCAUUACAAUUCACUUUGUGGGUAAUAUGAAAAUGGGGUUGUUGGAGUCUGGAAUCGUUAGGAAGGGCAUCUCAUGAUUGGGACUUACAGUGGAAGCAUUUUGUACUAGAGAAUACUGUUUACGGCGCGGUUAUGACUAUGCACCAAUAAAAAUGCCUAGUCACU